Molecule: messenger RNA, 4439 nt
Organism: Pelmatolapia mariae (spotted tilapia)
Lineage: Eukaryota; Metazoa; Chordata; Actinopteri; Cichliformes; Cichlidae
Gene: hdac6
Product: histone deacetylase 6
Exons: 29
Coding region: 153-3473 (1106 amino acids)
Biological process (GO): negative regulation of transcription by RNA polymerase II
Cellular component (GO): histone deacetylase complex
Molecular function (GO): transcription factor binding; zinc ion binding; histone deacetylase activity
Source: RefSeq, a predicted model, not a curated record
CGGUGUACGGUUGGCGCUCAGCGGCUCGGAAACAACCAGUACACUUCCUGGUCGUCCCGGUUCCGGAGGCUGCAGCGGGUCUUCAGACGGAUUUUGACCCGGUUUCAGGGUGUGGAUGUUUUCGGCUGACUGUGGAUCUGAGUGGCUCAGUGAUGCAGUCGGGGUCAGAUCCUCCAGGACAUGGACCGAAGCCAGUUAGAAGAUCUCCUCGUCUGUCCCCUCAGGUCGGCAGCAGUGAGGGAACACAGGAGAACAAAGGAGGAAACAGCCUGCAGGAGCUGAAGAGGAGAGGAAGGAUGGAGAGGACCAGAGAGGAGCGAGAAGAGGAGCUGAGUGGCAAAUUGAAGACACUGGAUCUGUCCAGCAGAUCGGCAGCCAGUGGAACGGGUCUCGUUUACUCGGAGAUCUUCACCCACCAUAAGAACGAGUGGGACCCGAGACAUCCAGAGAGUCCGGACAGAGUGACAGCCAUCAUGGAGGAGCUGGAGAGACAAGAUCUGCUGCCUCUCUGUAUCAGAGUUGAGCCCAGAGAAGCUACAGAGGAAGAGCUGCUGCUGGCUCACAUGAAACACUAUGUGGACCUGAUAAAGUCGACUCAGACAAUGACACUGGCUGAACUCCAAACUCUGUCCAACAAAUAUGAUUCCAUUUACCUCCAUCCAGAGUCCUUCCAGGUGUCUGUGACAGCUGUGGGUGCAGUGCUUCAGCUGGUCGAUCGGGUCAUGACCUCUGAACUCAAGAACGGAUUCGCCAUCAUCAGACCUCCAGGUCAUCACGCUCAGGCCAACAAGUGCAACGGUUACUCUAUCUUCAACAACGUGGCGAUCGCAGCUCGAUACGCUCAGAUCAGGCACGCCAUCAGCAGGGUGCUGAUAGUGGACUGGGAUGUACAUCACGGGCAGGGCAUCCAGUACCGGUUCCAGGAGGAUCCCAGUGUUCUGUACUUCAGCGUCCACAGGUAUGAGCAGGGCUCUUUCUGGCCUCACCUGCCAGAAUCCGACAGCCAUUUUGUUGGCAGCGGACCAGCUGAAGGAAGAAACAUCAACCUGCCCUGGAACCAGACGGGGAUGACCGACGCUGAUUACAUCGCUGCUUUUCAACAAGUGCUGCUGCCCGUCGCCUACGAGUUUCAGCCUCAGCUGGUUCUGGUCUCUGCUGGAUUCGAUGCUGCAGUUGGAGAUCCGAAGGGUGAGAUGUGUGUGAGUCCUCAGUGUUUCCAGGUUCUGACUCACAUGUUGAUGAGUUUGGCAGAAGGUCGACUUGUUCUUGCUCUCGAGGGAGGUUAUAACUAUGAGUCGUCAGCUGAGAGUGCUGCAGCCUGCAUUCGAGCUCUGCUGGGUGGAGCAUGUCCUCCUCUAACUAACCCCACUGCUCCGUCUGACAGUGCUCUGCAGUCCAUCUCUCAGACCAUCUCAGCUCUGUAUCCACACUGGGCCUCUCUGCAAGUGCUGGAAGGCAGCCCGUCGGCUGAGGGACGUGCCAUCAGUACAUCGACCAAUCAGAAAAAUACAAUGAAGCCCAACCUUGCCCCCUCUGUUGCCACGACAACAGGUCUGGUUUAUGAUGAGAGGAUGAUGGAGCAUUUGAACCUGUGGGACAGACAUCACCCAGAGCAGCCUCAGCGAAUCUUUAAGAUCUUCUCCAAACAUCAGCAACUGGGAUUGGUUGAUCGCUGCCAGCGGAUACCAGUUCGCUUGGCGACAGAGGAGGAGCUGUCCUUGUGUCACAGCAUGCAGCACGUCGAGCAGAUGAAAGCCACGGCGGCAAUGAAGCCCAGAGAGCUGCACAAACUGGGCGACGAGUUCGUCUCCAUUUACCUCAACCAGCAGAGCUUCCAGUGUGCACAGCUGGCGGCUGGAAGCUGCCUCAACGCCUUGGACCAGAUCCUGUGUGGGCAGGUGACUAACGCCGUGGCCAUUGUCCGUCCUCCUGGUCAUCACGCUGAGAGAGACUAUCCCUGUGGCUUCUGUUUAUUCAACACGGCAGCUCUCGCUGCUCGCUAUGCCAAGAAAGCCUCUCAUGAUCCCUUGAUACGAAUCCUCAUCUUAGACUGGGAUGUUCACCACGGCAACGGCACGCAGCACAUGUUCGAGGACGAUGACAGUGUCCUCUACAUCUCCCUCCACCGCUACGACAACGGCGCAUUCUUUCCAUCUUCAGAGGACGCUGCCCCCGACAAGGUGGGCGUGGCCAAGGGGGCGGGUUUUAAUGUCAAUGUGGCAUGGAGCGGAGGAAGGAUGGGUGACUCGGACUAUCUUGCAGCUUUUCACCGUGUCGUCAUGCCUAUCGCCACUGAGUUUAACCCCAGUCUGGUUCUGGUGUCAGCCGGGUUCGACGCAGCCCGGGGGGAUCCGUUGGGCGGCUACAAUGUGACUCCAGAAGGAUACGCCCACCUCACACACAUGCUGAUGUCACUGGCUGGGGGGCGGGUCCUGGUCAUACUGGAGGGAGGUUACAAUUUGUCAUCCAUCUCUGACUCCAUGGCGAUGUGCACCAGCAUGUUGCUAGGAGACCCCCCUCCUGCCUUGGUGACGCCUCUCCCUCCUCCUCACCACAGUGCUGUGGCAACAAUAAACGAGGUCAUCCGAUACCACGUCCCCUACUGGAGGUCCCUGAGGAUUGACGUUCCAGAGUCUGUCCGGGCAGCCCUGCCUACCCUGAAGCAUCGUGGGAAACGUAGUUCUAAAGGAAAAGGCAGGAAGUCAGAGCAGAGCAGCAACGACAAACCGUCGGUGCCCCCUGCAGGACCGGAGGACUCUAUGACGGUGAGCAGUCUAGAGCAGCUCACUCAGGGACUGGCCAGUUUGGACAUCGGUCAGACCUCAGCCAAUCAGAACCCUGCAUCCUCUCCAGUGGGAGGAGCUAGGCCAAAGGUCCCCCUGAGCUCAGAGAAGCUAAUCUGUGAAGAAGUGAAGAAGGAGUCAGAUGACAGUACACCUGCGUGCAGCGAAUCAGCACACAGUAUGCCGUGUCAGCCUGUUGGCGUGGCAACACCAGAGUCGGUCGCAGGUGUAGAUAAGGCUGGAGCCGGAGCCGGGGCGGAGCCAGAGCCAGAGCCCAAGGGAGCGUGUGGUUGGUCAAAGCCUCAGACAUCCCUGGAACUGAUGUGUGGCGCCGACGCAGAUGGAUCAACUCUGUAUGUGGUGGACCCUCUCUCCUGGUGUCCUCACCUGGAUGCCGUUAAGCCCCUCCCCUCCUCGGGUAUAGACGUCUUCCGGCCGUGUCAGGACUGCGGCUCAGAGGCUGAGAACUGGAUCUGUCUCACUUGCUACCAGGUGUUCUGUGGUCGCUAUGUGAACGAACACAUGGUGAAUCACGGAGUCGUGUCUGAACAUCCCCUGGUUCUCAGUUUCUGCGAUCUCUCUGCGUGGUGCUACCUGUGUGAGGCCUACGUACACAACCAGAUUCUGUUUGAAGCUAAAAACGCUGCUCACUGCGCCAAGUUUGGAGAGGAGAUCCCCCCCUGGAGCUGAGCGUAAAACCUCAUGUAUGCAGCUGUUUCUCGCUUUUCUUCUCGCUGUCUUCCUUCUCUGUGAUUGGACGGUUGAGUGCAUUGCUAUGGAUACCAGCAGCAGUGGUGCUUCCUGGGGAAACGCUGUUAAAUUCACCAGCUUUGUACGGCGUCCCACAACUGCCAAAACACAAAAACUCACAUGCAAAGCAAAAGAUGUUUUUAUUUGUAUUUUUUACUUCAGACACACAGUGAUCUUCAUCGUCAUCAGCAAGUUGUCAGUUCUAUUCCCCAAAAAUGUGAUCAAACACCAGCAUGCUGUUGACACUUUUAUUUUGAAAAUCACGAGCGGAAGAAGUUGAAGAAGCAAAAAGAAGAAGACAGCCAUUUUCAGAAAAACAGGAAGAAUUUUGGCUCAGGAGGACUUCAUUCUCAAGUCAUAGUGGUGAUGAUGUCACCAAGAGGCCACGCCCCCUCCAGAGAGUGUUGCCAAAAUGUGACUGACGGCGUGAUGACCGUCCAUCAGACCGAAACAAUCAACAUCAGAGUUUAAAAAACAAAAAAAGUCUGAAAACAGGAACUGUUAUUUUUUAGAGGAAAAAAAAGGAAUUUUAGUUAAAGUCAACCUUUUUUCUUUCCAGCUGAAAUGUUGCAGCAAUAAAUCCGUGAGGAUGAUCAAUAACUGAGUUCAUUGAUUUGUUUUGUUCCAUAAUAUAAAAAAAAAAUCCUUUCUCUGAAUUAAAGCAGCCGAAGAGAAAACAGAUCAAUAGACUUUAAAAAAACCAGCUGAUUGCUUUUGUUGUCGGUGAGAUCGGAGGAGCUCUGUGUGCUGUGCAAUAACACUCGGUUUGUCUGCCUGUUCGUAAACUCGUUAUUUCUGUUAAACUGUUUGUUUGCACCAAAUCAGACUGGAUCAAUAUUCACGAUCAAUAUUCAGUGUCUGAGGUUCCGCAGUACAAAAUAAAGAAAACUUCUCAUUUUCUGUCGA